GCUUCUGUUUUUCUAUUAUUUUUAUUAUUUUUUUAAAAAAAUUAUUUUACAUAUUGCGUUUUGCAUGAACUCAAAAUCUACUCGUAACUAGAAGAAGAAUCUUUCGUCUUUUUCUUUUCAUUCUGGUUUCUCUUGCGAAAAUCGAAACUUUCAACCCGCAGUUUCUUACCCACUGAAAAUUUUCCGAGAAAAUGAGGUGGGAAAGGGUCCACCUCCACGCUCAACCGCCACUAGCUCAACAAGUUGGUUUGGGUGAGGUGUCUUCUGCUGGGCCAGGCAAGAGAUGGGGACACACCUGCAACGCCAUCAAAGGGGGCAGAUUUCUUUACAUAUUCGGUGGUUAUGGCAAAGAUAAUUGCCAAACCAACCAAGUACAUGUUUUUGAUACUGCUACGCAGGUAUGGAGCCAGCCUGUGAUAAAGGGCACACCCCCUACUCCGAGGGACAGUCACAGUUGUACUACCGUUGGAGAUAAUCUCUAUGUUUUUGGGGGAACUGAUGGGACGAAUCCUCUAAGGGAUUUGCAUAUAUUAGAUACUUCUUCAAAUACAUGGAUAUCCCCUAGUGUUAGAGGCGAUGGACCAGAACCACGGGAAGGUCAUAGCGCUGCACUUGUUGGCAAACGACUUUUCAUAUUUGGUGGUUGUGGAAAGUCUCUGGGUAGUAAUGACGAAGUAUACUACAAUGAUCUUUACAUAUUGAAUACGGAGACUUUUGUAUGGAAACGCGCUACAACAACAGGCAGUCCACCAUCUGCACGUGAUAGCCAUACUUGCUCUUCUUGGAAGAGCAAAAUCAUCGUAAUUGGUGGUGAAGAUGGACAUGAUUAUUAUUUGUCUGAUGUCCAUAUCCUUGAUGCAGAUACCCUCACAUGGAAGGAGCUGAAUACUUCUGGACAGAUGCUACCACCUCGAGCUGGUCACUCCACAGUUUCAUUUGGCAAGAACUUAUUUGUUUUUGGGGGGUUUACAGAUGCCCAGAAUUUAUAUGAUGACCUUUAUAUGCUCGAUGUUGAUACGGGCAUAUGGACCAAAAUUUUGACUACUGGAGAAGGGCCUUCUGCUAGAUUUUCUGUUGCUGGGGAUUGUUUAGAUCCUCUUAAGGGUGGCGUUCUUGUAUUUGUAGGUGGUUGUAAUAAGAGUCUUGAGGCUCUUGAUGAUAUGUACUUUCUAUACACAGGACUUGCAAGCGAAAAUGCACAGGACUUACAGAAGUUGGAGAAGUUAUCUCUGAGGAAACAGUUGAAGCUAAAAUGCCAAGAGCAAAGUCUUUCUAGUCCGAUACAUGAUAAAGCAUUGGUUAGAAUUGACCAACAAAUGCCUGCAUUAAGUUACGGCUUGCCAAUUAGAAGAGAGAAUUUCCCAUUAAAUCAACCCCAGGUUCAAGGAAAGAAACCAUUUCAAGCAAAGGUUACUGAAACCCUUCCAUAUGGAUAUACUAUUGAGACAAUCAUAGAUGGGAAGCCUCUUCGUGGAAUAUUGUUUGCCAACAUGCCAAGCGCUUUCCCUGCAACUAAUCACAAUUCUAGUAGGAAAAGGGCUCCUGGGGAGACAGGCAUCAUGUUCAAUGGGUAUUGCAAUAGAAAUUCGAAAACUUCUAAAAUUGUCAGGGAGAACUCUGCAGAUCAUUACCAAGCAGCAGAUAUUUGCAUUAUAUCUGAUGACAUCAUCCCUCAGGCCAAUAAGGAACCUGCAAACGAUGAGGCAUUUUUGGCUCCUCUGAACUUGAACGAUGAUAGACCAGAUGAAGCUCCAGAAUCUCGCUUUGAAGUUUCAGCUGAUGUUAUUUCAGCUAUUGUCAAUUUGACGCCAAACCAAGAUGAGAGAAUAGCAGGCAGUGAACAGCACAACGAUCCAGCAAAAUCAAUAUGAUUGGUAAACAAACUUGACUGUUCAGGAUGACUUCGAAACAUUACAAUCCACAAGCCAUUUGUACAUUUGCCGUAUCAAAGUGGUUAUAGAUGCAUUUACCCAGUCUAACUAUUUUGUUUCUUGAUUUCGUUUUCCUUUCCUCCAUCGGCCACUAGUUGUCCAUUCCGGGAGCAUGAUUGACAUAGUUGUGUGCAGUAGUUAUGUUAGAAGUGAUAUUACGUUUUCAGAUUGAGGUGCUUCGUAGAAUGAGGGGGGAAAGAUUUUGCUUAUUGGCAAGUUCCAUGGAUCAUAUUAGCAUAUAUACUAUAUGUUUCAUAUGUAGCAAAAGACUCGGUAGCUUUACAGAAAGAUGCAUCAUUAUGGUCUUCUAUCAGAUUUUAGGACGGUAUAUGCUCAUUUUACCCAUCAUGACAUGCAAAUUCCAUCCAUGGAAAGUGGAUUGUAAAAGAAUUUUGAUGGUUUUGAGGCUCGUAACUCUUUUGAUGUAUGUCAUCUUCUGCUCGAGGGAAAGAAAGGAAAUUAGCUUA
Messenger RNA from Carica papaya (papaya), 2398 nucleotides. RefSeq lists its product as uncharacterized. Gene Ontology annotation, molecular function: protein binding. Lineage: Eukaryota; Viridiplantae; Streptophyta; Magnoliopsida; Brassicales; Caricaceae. The record is from RefSeq and is a predicted model, not a curated record.